AUGAUUUCAACGCAGCCCCAAGACGAAUGGAAACUCGAGCAGGGUUUAGCUCCCGCUCAACUCGCGCUUCUUGAUCAGACUGCUCGGAAUGAUGGGGCAACAAAACCGAAAGAGCUAGAUGACGUCGAGAGCAGCAGCGACGACGACGACGCCAAAGCAGACGGGAUUGCCAAGGAAGAUGAUGCCGAUGUCUUGUUUGCCGAGGAAAGAGAAGGAUGGCAUGGAUAUAUCGAAUGGGAAGACUACCCAGAGAAGAAAGCAAAGGCGGCUAAGAUCAUGCUUGCCAACGAAUUUCCACCCCCACCUGAAUUCCAACUUGGCCCCAUCCCUGACAGUAACCCUGUUCUCGAAGGCGUACGCUGGAAGGCAUGGCAUAAGGCGAUAGGUGGUCCUUUGACCUCUGUACCUGAAGAGUCCUGGCUUCGUGUCAUUCAAGAGAAGCACCCAGACAUGUUGCAUCUCUUGCAGUUUCCGUACAACGGUGAGCCGCCAAAACGGCUGGUCACGGCAAAGCCUGUUACGCCAAACAAUUUGCAUUUUAUUCGAAACCAUGGCGGCAUUCCAGACAUCGAGACGGAUAAAUGGUAUCUAACUCUUGAUGGCUUGGUCAAGAAUCCUCGCAAGUUCACCUUGGCAGAGCUUCAAGAUGAAUCCGUGUUCCCACGUAUGGAAAAGCUGGUGACUAUUCAAUGCUCAGGAACUCGUCGUAUUGAACAAAUCCAACUUUAUGCUGGAGAAGGUGAUGAGAUGAUCAACGCUCCUUGGGCUGAAGGAGCCAUUGGUACCGCUCGCUAUGGUGGUGUCUCCCUCAAGAAAGUCAUCAAAGCCUGUGGUGGUAUGGCUGAAGGCGGCAAACACCUGGAGUUUCAUGGCGCCGACACAUAUUUCAAGCAAAAUGAACUGAUGAAUUAUUUGGUUUCUGUGCCUUGGUCAAAGGUCAAGGCCAAUGAAGUCAUGCUCGUUUGGGAAAUGAAUGGGGAGCCUCUGCCUAAAAUUCAUGGCGCCCCAGUUCGUGUGGUGGUUAUGGGCUAUAUCGGUGCGAGGUCCGUCAAGUGGCUCUAUCGCAUUCGUGGCUUACCUCAUCCCACUCGAGCACCAGUCCAAAGCAAGGAGUAUCUCUACUUCAAUCAACAGGUUGGAAAGCAUAAUCAAGCUCCAACCAUGGGAAUUCAAAUCCAGGAAAUGCCAGUCUCCUCUGCAAUUAUGUCUCCUUGGAAUAAGCAAGUAGUGGUACAUGAGGGUGCCAUUACCAUGAAAGGUUGGGCAUAUUCUGGAGGUGGUCGUUGGCCUGAACGAGUGGAAGUGUCGGCCGAUGGAGGCUUCAGCUGGUACGCUGUACCACCAGAGAAGCUCUCCACUAAACACAAAUUCGCCUGGCGUACUUGGGAAUACACAUUACCCUGUGACGUCGAAGGGUGGAUUGAACUUGUCGUACGCUGCUGGGAUAAUUCCCUCAACACACAACCAUUGGAAGUCCGAAGUGCCUGGAAUUGGGGUUUGCACGUCACCAGCUCCUGCCAUCGCGUUAAGAUCUACAGCGUCAACAAGUCGCAUGAGUUGACCAGGAACAGACUCGCACUUUUGGAGAAGAAGGGUGUUCCUUUGGUCCCUAUCACCAGGCCCACCGAAUUUCCACUACAAAGUUCCGAGGAGUAUGAGGCGUUCUGGGAGAAACAUGACCCGAGAGAUGUGGACGAUUAG
Exophiala bonariae is the source of this 1701-nucleotide messenger RNA. RefSeq lists its product as uncharacterized. NCBI's taxonomy places the organism in Eukaryota, Fungi, Ascomycota, Eurotiomycetes, Chaetothyriales, Herpotrichiellaceae. Gene Ontology annotation, cellular component: mitochondrion. The record is from RefSeq and is a predicted model, not a curated record. Gene Ontology annotation, biological process: sulfur compound metabolic process. The transcript is spliced from 2 exons. The coding region runs from base 1 to 1701 and encodes 566 amino acids. Gene Ontology annotation, molecular function: molybdopterin cofactor binding; molybdenum ion binding; heme binding.